Ahaetulla prasina is the source of this 2858-nucleotide messenger RNA. RefSeq names its product tRNA methyltransferase 61B (gene TRMT61B). Lineage: Eukaryota; Metazoa; Chordata; Lepidosauria; Squamata; Colubridae. Gene Ontology annotation, biological process: tRNA methylation. The record is from RefSeq and is a predicted model, not a curated record. The transcript is spliced from 7 exons. Gene Ontology annotation, cellular component: tRNA (m1A) methyltransferase complex. The coding region runs from base 1128 to 2729 and encodes 533 amino acids.
AAACAAAUAGAUUCGCAUGUACGGCUUUAUCGCGAGGCCAGUAGUGUUUUCCGCACAGAAAGUAUCAAAUUUCCUUUAUGCAAUCCAUAGUUGGAUUACACACAAGAAGCAAAGGAGGGCCGAGUAUAUUUAGCCUCCUAAAUAAACAAAUCAAUCAAGGGAAUGGGGAAAAUCUCUGAAGAGAACGGGACGACAGGCAAGCCCAAAGGUAAUUUAUAGAAGAAUCAAAACACAUCCCAACACGACUUGUCGAGAACCACGUGACACUCAGCCGGCGCAGAACAUAAGCAUCAUCCCUUGUACUUGUCUCCCCACAGGGCUAAGAUCCAAUGGUUUUAUAUCCCAACAUUCGGUUCUCAAUUGCAGUUAACAGGUUUCCAUAUGCGGGCAAGACCACUAUAAAUACGUACAACGUAAGAAAAAAAGAAAAAAAAAUGCUUAACGUUUAGUUGCUGGUUAGGUCUAAAAGCAAAAGUCAGAUACCGCCACUCCAGCAAGUUAUGCAUAGGUUUAGUUCAAACGAAAGAAAACGUUGAGUUCGUUGUGUUUCCUCCAUUCUGAGGAUCCGCGUACUGCAAUUUAGAUUCGUUCUUGGGAAACACCGGAACACGGUUCUUAGAUCAUUACUCUGUGAAAUUAAGCAGGCACAUUUUCCCGUCAUGGGGAUGCAGUACUGAAGAAAGCAAAGCCAUUUAAAUCUCUACUUCUCUUGGAAAAGGAUAGAGGGGCAGAAUUCAAGAGGCAUUGAGAGAAUCUGUAUCUUAGAGAAGAGUCUCAUUUGUUCCAAACCUCAUAGCGAACGACAGACAUCCUUUCAUCCGCCUCCUUUCGCUUAGUAUUUCUAUUAAUAUACGUACCCACGCUGCCUUUAGCCCUCCACCACCACCACCCAAUUGAGUCCAUUCAUAACCGGAAGCUGAAGAGGAAACCUACGGUAGUUUUUCGGAAAGGCCCCUUUGACUGAAUUGCGAUUGGCUCCGCAGCUCGCCCGGGAAGAAAAACUCCCGUCUGCGUCCUGUUUGCCUUGCAAUCAGCAUGGUACCUUCGGCAGAGUUGUAGAAUGGCGAGUUCCCUCAAGCCAAGCAUAAAAGAUUGGUGACUUGGCGGCAUCUGCUCUCGCCGAAGCCAUGAUGGCCUGCUGCUGGCAAAGGCUGGGUCUGGGGGCAUCGCAAGGGACGACUUGGGCAUCGCUCCGGACCAAGAUGAGAGAGGAUCGAUCCUUACGCGACGCUGGGAGAAAAGGGCUGCAUCUCCGCGCUGGAAUGCCAGGGAUGGUCAUCGGUCAUUCCAAAGCGCACCGGCAUCAGCUGCAAGGAAAGCCCACAGUCGAUUCCCAGGGCGUUAGUCGCCGGGUAUCUUCUGCCUCGGCGGGGGGCGGAGACGAAGGGGAUGAGGUCCCAGAACAGGUUAGCCCUAAAUCUCAGCCGGACUCCCUUAGGUCGAGGGCGACGAGCAGAGCUUGGAGAGGGUCGCUAUCGCCCUUAGAAAGGCUGAGCCAGAUGCUUAGAAACGCUGAGCCCCCCGAGCUUCUCUCUGCGGAGAUCAGAGCUCUGAGAAGCGCGGAGGUGAAGGAAUCCAAGUCUCAGGAAUACGAAACGGGCGUCACAGAGGAGGGAGUCUUUCCUGGAGCAGAUUCCCAGCUGGAUCGAGGCUCGCUGGCUGAGAAAAUUAAAAAUGCGUCCUCAAGGAACUGCCCCUUCCGAGUUGGGGAGCUGAUUCUAAUAGAGGGUCAUCGAAAACACGGCACGAAAUGGAAGAUCCAGUGCCUGCUCACUGAUACCGGAAUGUGUAAUACUAAUUUGGGUUUCAUUAGAUUCUCUGAGAUUGUAGGGAGACUCCCUGGACAGCUGUUCCAAACGUCCCAGGGGAAAAUCUUGCUGAUUCGGAGGCCAUCCUUAGAGGAAUAUGUGCUGCUAAUGGAUCGAAAACCUUCCAUCAUCUCUCCGAAGGAUGCCAAUACAAUGCUGCUGUUAAUGGAUAUCACUCAAGGGGACACAGUACUGGAAGCUGGUUCUGGUUCUGGCAGUAUGAGUUUAUUUCUAUCAAAAGCAGUUGGGUCACAAGGUCAUGUUAUAAGUUAUGAAAUCAUAAAACAACAUCAUAAAUUGGCAGAGAAGAAUUUUUGGCAAUGGCGUAAUGCAUGGAAAAUAGGACAUGGUAAAGAGUGGCCAAAUAAUGUGGAUUUCAUUAAUCAAGAUAUUUUGACUGUAGCUGAGGAUUUGAAAUCUGUAAUGCUUGAUGCUGUAGUUCUGGACAUGCUUUCUCCUCAGAAUGCUUUGCCUGCAAUUUUCCCAAGUCUUAAACAAGGGGGAGUCUGUAUUGUAUACUUUGCAAAUAUCACUCAGGUUAUUGAAUUGAUGGAAGCUAUCCGGAUCAGAAAAUUAGCCCUUUUUUGUGAAAAGGUUUUGGAAGUUACACAUAGAGAUUGGCUAAUAUGCCCAGCUACAUGGGAAAAGAGAAAUGUUCUUAAAAAUAUAGCAUCUGAACUAAAUAUCAAUGAUGAAACUCUUUGUCAUUAUGAAAACGAUGUUUCUGCUGAAGAGAGAGGAAGUGAAGUUCUUGCUUCUGCCAAUAUAAGAAUACCUUAUGUUGCUAAACCUUUCCCAUAUCAAGUUGGUCAUACAGUAUUCCUUGUCAAGCUGAGGAAAUUUAAUUCACUAUAUUCAAACACUGCUCCAGAUGGUAUGCGCCAAUUUGAAGACUGUACUUCAUCAGAAAUAACACAUUAGAAGAAAUUUUCCUUGAUACGUGUAUGAUUUGGGAAACAACUGACGUGUUUACACUGACUAAGAUACAGUAUGUUUCAAUAUACUAAUUUGUUUAACAAAUAAAAGAAAUAAAAUAAAUUUAGAUAACAA